AUAGCAAAAGAGUGAGAAAUGGGUAGGCAACCUUGUUGUGACAAACUUGGUGUGAAGAAGGGGCCUUGGACAGCCGAGGAGGACCAAAAACUGGUCAAUUUUAUCCUCACACACGGGCAAUGUUGUUGGCGUGCCGUGCCGAAGCUGGCCGGACUCCGCCGUUGUGGCAAGAGCUGUCGCCUCCGUUGGACCAAUUACCUCCGGCCGGACUUGAAGCGAGGCCUCCUGACUGAUGAUGAAGAACAACUUGUUAUUGAUCUCCAUGCCGAUCUUGGCAAUAGGUGGUCCAAAAUUGCAUCAAGAUUGCCAGGAAGAACAGAUAAUGAGAUCAAGAAUCAUUGGAACACCCACAUCAAGAAAAAGCUGAUCAAGAUGGGGAUUGAUCCUGUCACACAUGAAUCUCUCCAUAAAGAAGAAACCUCAUCAGAAGAACAAGUAAACAACAAUCAACCCAAUUCUGGUGCUGGUCAUGAUCAGCACCAAUUACCACUAAAAGACUCUGGCCACGUCUCCUCCGCCGAUAACAAUUCCACCUCCUCCACCGAUGAAUCUGGGUCGUUAGGCCAUAACAGUGCGGAUGACUUGUUAAUGAAUUACGUACUAUCCGAUGCAUUUUUCGACAAUUCUUCAUGGAACUUCAUGGCCAGCAAAGAUGAUGAUCAGGAACGUAGUGAAUUCGGGCUUUCUGAUUGGUCUGAUGAGGGUACCUCUCAAUGGCUAUUAGACUACCAAUAUUUUAAUGAUAUGAGCAUGAGUACACCAGAAAUGGAUAUCAGAAAAAAGAAGGAGGAUCUUGAAGAACACUAUGGUGUAUAAAAUUUAUGGAUGCUGAUAUGUAUAUAUGUAAUCUCUCAACAGUGAUUAUCCUUGUAUACUUCAUGAGGCACAGUAUAAGUCAAAGCACUUCCAACUUACUGAGAAUGUUAGAAAUACAUAUGUUCCAGGCGAGAGUCGGAUUAUAAGUUUAAGCCCAACUCCUCUUAUUUGUAUAGAGCUCUUUAAGGAAAAAUAGUGCGGUUCUUGGACACA
Molecule: messenger RNA, 1029 nt
Organism: Tripterygium wilfordii
Lineage: Eukaryota; Viridiplantae; Streptophyta; Magnoliopsida; Celastrales; Celastraceae
Product: MYB-like transcription factor ODO1
Exons: 3
Coding region: 19-816 (265 amino acids)
Source: RefSeq, a predicted model, not a curated record